AUGUCGAGUCCCGGGUAUUCGCAGACCCAUCUCUCUUCAAGUAACCGAUCCCCCUCCAUCUCGGCAAACCGGGCAUCCAGUCUACCAUCCCGGCCACGCCUCAAUCCUUACAAAACACCCGAUCGACCAACGUUGAGCAAGUUCCCUACCUCUUCAUCUUCGGUCUCAAGCAUCAGUACGAUGUCGACUGCUCAUAGUACAUUUUCGAUUAGAUCUUUUAGACGUGAUUCGUUGCCAAUCACUCCACCGAAUGAUUUCAAGGAAUCAAUGGAUCAGUGGGCAACUGCACGACCCCGAAAUCUUUAUGAUUCCCCCAUAAGAACGUCAAGGAAUUCAAGAUCUAGAUAUCAAGCAGCAGCUUUGCAAUCCAAAGUUGCUGAGGGUCGAGAUCGAAUCGAGAGUAAAGGAGAUGAUGGUGAAGUUGACUAUCAAGAUGACGAUGAUGAAAAAGACCAAGCUGAAAUGGUAUUGAAGAUGCCUGGGGCCUUUCCAACUGACAUGGAAGAAAUAGUUGUUAACAGGCAUAUGAGCUCGGGCUUUGCUAAUGCCUACAAUUCCAUGCCUGUUCAGUAUCCUAUUCUUCCAGCGAUACUUCCACAACGUCCAAAGUUUUGUUCUUAUGGAUCCUCUCGCAAAAGUACCCGAGCAAUAAAUGACGCUAUUCGAUCACUUCUCCAGAAACCGUUCAAGCAUCAUUGCGACCUUACUGCUGGUUACAUAUAUGCAUUUGAAUCUCACAGGUAUGCUCCUUGUCACAUAAAGAUCGGCCAAUCGAGCAGAGCUCCAGAAACUCGCAUGCGAGAGUGGUCGAAAUGUGGAAUGCCAAUUUCCGAAAUCUCCAGAUCUGCAUCCAUCGUUCCAUUCGAAACACCCAGCAGCAAUGGCGAAGACGCUUUCUAUCAUUACACGUUAGUUAAGUCUAUCAUUUUCGAAGAGUUCUAUAAUCAACGCAAGUGGUUUGAAUGUGAGGUUGGCAAAAAUUACCAGCGCGGACCUAGAAGGCAUACAGAAUGGUUGGAAAUUGAUGUAUAA
This is a messenger RNA of Botrytis porri, 1032 nucleotides long. RefSeq lists its product as uncharacterized. The record is from RefSeq and is a predicted model, not a curated record. NCBI's taxonomy places the organism in Eukaryota, Fungi, Ascomycota, Leotiomycetes, Helotiales, Sclerotiniaceae. The transcript has a single exon. The coding region runs from base 1 to 1032 and encodes 343 amino acids.